Mercenaria mercenaria is the source of this 1480-nucleotide messenger RNA. RefSeq lists its product as uncharacterized. The transcript is spliced from 2 exons. The record is from RefSeq and is a predicted model, not a curated record. Bases 408 to 1313 code for a protein of 301 amino acids. Lineage: Eukaryota; Metazoa; Mollusca; Bivalvia; Venerida; Veneridae. Gene Ontology annotation, molecular function: DNA binding.
GUAUUUACGAUUUAUAUUACUGACGACUUUGUUCUUCUUGUAUGUGGUCAGCAUUUUCACACAUGUAUACACGAUACUUAGCGCUAGAAUUUGCUGACCAGUUAAAUAAAGAAUGAAAUACUCUGGAAAAUGCUGACGGCGGCUGUAUGUACAAUUUAUAUUGCUGACGACUUUGUUCUUUUUGUAUGUGGUCAGCAUUGCGUAUAUGCUGAAAGUGUUAUAAGAUAUAUAUGUUUAUAUAAUAUUUUAUUUUACAGGUCAUUGUCGUUAUAGUUGGGGCGAAUGAUAUUGGGCGCAAAUCAUCAGAGGCCAUUGUAUCCGACAUAAAGAAGUUCUGUACCGAACUCCGUUGUGAGUCUUCAAGUGCCACUGUUGUAGUAUCUGAAAUUCUUCCAAGGUGUCAGAACAUGUUUGAUGGAUGUGAGCGAUCGAAAGAUUUCCUAGACAGAUGGAACUAUGAGGCGGCCACGAGCAAUUCAGCGUAUCCGCCUACACUUACUCGUGCAAAAACAGUUACCAAACCUGAUGUGCCAAUGAUGUUAAGAAAUCGUCCGCAGAAGUGUGAAAUUGUGUUAAUUGAAACCGAUACAAAGUUCUAUUUAAGUACAGAUAGUGUUAAGCUCUUUGGUGGUGGGAAUGACGCACCUAUGUUCACGAAAACGGACCGAAAACUUACACAUCAUGAAGCUGCUGAUAUACUCCAUCAAAAUAUUAAGGACAGUAUAACAUAUGAUCCGCCGUACAGACCAGAGUCAGGUUCUGUUUUUCUUUAUGACGAUUCAGGGGAUGUCACAAAAAAGGAAGACUGGCGUGCAGACGGUUACACUUGGAAAAAUAACGGUAGACGUGUUUACAAGACAGAGGGAAAAGACAUCGAACGAACAUUCUUUAAAAUAAGAAACCAGGGUAUCGACAGCGACGGAUUCCAAAAACAUGUGUUUCGUUUCACGGAUAGUGACUAUAAUGGAAAGACAGUAAUAGUGUAUUACGGUGACAGUGUAGCGUAUAAAGAAUUACCACAUGGUAACAGGAAAAAGAACUCGCGUCCAUAUAAGCGUACGAAACCCUCUGUAAUCAAAGACAUCAAAAGACGUGGUGUGGAUGAAAAGCCUAAACAGUUAAUUGACAAAAUGAAAUGUGAAGAAUCACUUAAUACAAAGAUCGAAGGUGUUAAUGUGCCUAGAAAUACAAAACAAAUAAAGAAUAUACAAAGCAACAUCAGAAAAGAAGCAAAGUUGAGUCACGAUAAUGACACUAUAAUGGCACCUAUUGUGGCUUCCUGUUUUCAAACAAAACAUCACAAAACAUUGUAAAUAUGUUUCUAAUAUCCACAGAUGAGUGAAUUAAUAACAUGUGCAGAAUAAAUGCUUCAGCUCAUAUAGAAUUUGCAUUUUACCCAAGAAAAAAAUUGAACUAUUUAUAUAUAGGCACUAUUUUCGACUACACCACGGAAGCUUACAACCGAAUUACUGACCUUAUU